AAAGUAACUUCGACAUCCCUUUCAGACACAACAAAAAAAUUCUUGAAGCAAAUUUCAUUUUCCAAUGAAAGCGUCGACUACGAAACAAAAGCGCGCGCACAACGAGUGAAACAAACAAGCUAGAUAAAUUUUACAAAAAUUUAAAUAUAAAAUUCGACUGAUUGGACCAGUUGCAAGCCGAAACAAAGAUGGAUGACUCACGCGAAGAAAGCCAGUUCAUUGUGGAUGAUGUGAGCAAGACGAUUAAGGAGGCCAUCGAGACGACCAUCGGGGGCAAUGCUUACCAGCACGACAAGGUGAACAACUGGACCGGCCAGGUGGUGGAAAACUGCCUGACGGUGCUCACCAAGGAGCAGAAGCCCUACAAGUACAUUGUCACGGCCAUGAUUAUGCAGAAGAACGGAGCCGGACUGCACACAGCCAGUUCCUGCUACUGGAACAACGACACAGACGGCAGCUGCACCGUGCGCUGGGAGAACAAGACCAUGUACUGCAUUGUGUCCGUCUUUGGCCUGGCCGUUUAGACGCGAUUCGCGGAUGCGAAUGCCAACCAAGAAGCAACAUAGAAGCAACACACAAACAACUAACUAAUAAGGGGGAGGGAUUAACAAGAUUGCCGACGUAAAUAAUAUUUCCAGAACAGACAGAGAAACAAGGACAGAAACACGAACGCAGCCCGGACCAGGACUCGGACUCGGCCUCGGCCUCGGCAAUGAAUAUUUCAAAUGGAGAGGACACACUUAUCAGCAUUAUGUUUACUCGAUUUUGGCGCACGCCAUCCUGAACGUGUUGGAGGUGUACGCGCCUCUAGAUAUUCUUCAAUUUAAAUCAAUAAAUAAAGUAAUGUAAAAAUAAA
Molecule: messenger RNA, 856 nt
Organism: Drosophila guanche
Lineage: Eukaryota; Metazoa; Arthropoda; Insecta; Diptera; Drosophilidae
Gene: Dlc90F
Product: dynein light chain Tctex-type
Exons: 1
Coding region: 189-524 (111 amino acids)
Biological process (GO): microtubule-based movement
Cellular component (GO): cytoplasmic dynein complex; cytoplasm
Molecular function (GO): dynein intermediate chain binding
Source: RefSeq, a predicted model, not a curated record